AUGCAUCCUGCAGCUUGGCUAUGCUGGGCCUCCCUUCUGCUCCUGGCCAGGUUCACCCAGCCCUGCCCUGAGGGCUGUGACUGCAUCACCCACGAGGUGUUCUGCUCAGAAGAGGAGCUGACCGCAGUACCACUGGAUAUUCCACUCCACACCACAAGCCUCGUCUUUGUGGAGACCUCGUUCUCCACUGUGGGAACCAGGGCCUUCAGCGGCAGCCCCAGCCUAACCAAGGUGGUCUUCCUCAACACCCAGGCCUACCACUUUAGCCCGGAUGCCUUUGGGGGGCUGCCCAGGCUUGAGGACCUGGAAAUCACUGGCAGUGCCUUCUCCAACCUCAGUGCCAGCAUUUUCUCCAGCCUGAACUCUCUGAGCAAGCUGACCCUCAACUUUGAUCUGCUGGAGGUCCUGCCUGAGGGCCUCUUUCAGCACAUGGCUGCUCUGGUCUCCCUCCAGUUGCAGGGUAACCAGCUCCAGACACUGCCCGGAAGACUCUUCCAUCCUCUGGGACGUUUGAAGGUCCUCAACCUGGCUCAGAAUCGUCUGAGUCAGCUCCCUGAGCAGUUGUUCAACCCCCUCAUCAGCCUGCAGACUCUGAAGCUGAGCAACAACGACCUCUCUGUCCUGCCCCAGGGUGUGUUUGGCAAGCUGGGCAGCCUGCAGGAGCUCUUCCUAGACGGUAACUCGCUAUCACAGCUGCCCUCUGAGGUGUUCUCGCAGCUCUUCUGCCUGGAGAAGCUCUGGCUGCAUCGGAAUGCCAUUGAUCACCUGCCCCUCUCCAUCUUCUCCUCCCUGGGAAAUCUUACUUUCCUGAGCUUGCAGGGCAACAUGCUACAGACAUUGUCCGCUGGCCUCUUUGCUCAGACCCUGAGCCUGGAAGGGCUAUCCCUGUCCCACAACCAGCUGGAGACCAUUGCUGAGGGUGCCUUUGCCAGCCUGUCCAACCUCAGCUCCCUCACACUCUCCCACAAUGCCAUCACCCACCUCCCAGCAGGAGUCUUCAGGGACCUGAAGAUGCUGGUCAGGCUCUACCUGGGCAGCAACAACCUGACGACCUUGCACCCGACCCUCUUUCAGAACCUGUCUGGGCUGGAGCUGCUCAGCCUCUCCAGGAACUUCCUUACUACGCUCCCGGAGGGCAUCUUUGAAACCAACUACAACUUGUUCAACGUCGCCCUGCAUGGCAACCCCUGGCAGUGUGACUGUCACCUGGCCUACCUCUUCAGCUGGCUGCGGCAGUACAGUGACCGGCUCUUCAACAUCCAGACCUACUGCGCUGGACCUGCGUACCUGAAGGGCCAGGUGGUACCCGCCUUGGAAGAGAAGCAGCUGGUGUGCCCUGUCACCAGGGACCGCUUGGGCUUCCAGGCCCCAGGGCCAGAUGAACAGGAGCCAGGGAGCAGCUGGGAUAUAGUGGCAAAGGAAAGGGCAGCAGGAAGCUCGUGCACCUAUAGUAACCCCGAGGGUACAGUGGUGCUGGCCUGUGACGAGGCCCGGUGCCGCUGGCUCAACAUCCAGCUGUCUCCUCGGCAGGACUCAGGAAUCCCAGGUCUGGAGUACAAUGCCAGUCAGGAGUGGGACUUGAGGUCAAACUGCGGCUCCGUGCGGGUCACUGUGUCUAUUGAGGCCCAAGCAGGGGGUGCCUAG
Chrysochloris asiatica (Cape golden mole) is the source of this 1644-nucleotide messenger RNA. It is a transcript of the gene CPN2, whose product is annotated as carboxypeptidase N, polypeptide 2. Bases 1 to 1644 code for a protein of 547 amino acids. Gene Ontology annotation, molecular function: protein binding. The transcript has a single exon. NCBI's taxonomy places the organism in Eukaryota, Metazoa, Chordata, Mammalia, Afrosoricida, Chrysochloridae. The record is from RefSeq and is a predicted model, not a curated record.